Molecule: messenger RNA, 1447 nt
Organism: Vigna radiata var. radiata (mung bean)
Lineage: Eukaryota; Viridiplantae; Streptophyta; Magnoliopsida; Fabales; Fabaceae
Product: protein PIN-LIKES 3
Exons: 11
Coding region: 154-1398 (414 amino acids)
Biological process (GO): endoplasmic reticulum to cytosol auxin transport
Cellular component (GO): membrane
Source: RefSeq, a predicted model, not a curated record
UAAAAUCGGUUAUGAUUUUUAUCGAAUUCUUGAAUGAUGUGCGUGUGGUGUGACUAUCAAGAGUAGUAGAGCUGCUCCUCCAAUUCCACCACGUUCGUGAACGCGUUUGGUCGUUUUCAAGGAUUGGCGAAGGUUGUCUGAAGAAUCGGUAUAAUGGGGUUUCUUCAGCUACUUUCGGUAGCUUCUUUCCCGGUUAUCAAAGUGUUACUGGUUACUGCAGUUGGCUUGUUUCUUGCACUGGAUGACGUAUCAUUAUUGGGAGAAGAUGCAAGGAAGAAAGUGAAUCAGCUUGUGUUUUAUGUGUUUAAUCCUCCACUGGUGGCUGUCAAUCUGGCCAGAACGAUUACCUUGGAGAGUGUUGUUCAGUUGUGGUUCAUGCCGUUCAAUAUUCUUUUCACAUUCAUAGCAGGCUCGGCCUUAGGAUGGAUUUUGAUUAAGAUUACAAGGCCUCCCCAACACUUGGAAGGUCUCAUCCUGGGUUGCUGUUCUGCUGGAAAUUUGGGGAACUUGCCUAUUAUCAUUAUUCCUGCUAUGUGUAAAGAGAGUGGGAGUCCUUUUGGAGACUCUGAUGUUUGCUAUCAGUAUGGGAUGGCUUAUGCUUCACUUUCCAUGGCGAUUGGAGCAGUUUAUAUAUGGUCAUAUGUUUACAACAUAAUGAGGAUUUCCGCAAAUAGAAUCCAAAAAGAAGACGCUUCAAGUAAUGCCAACGGCACAUUGAAGGCUUCAGGGGAAGCAUCAGAGUCACAUUCACAUCAUUUUUCACAAACACUUAAUCCUACAAAAGAUGCUACAGAUGAUGCAUAUACCUUACUGCUUCCUGAAGCAGAAUCAAAGGAGAAAUUUUCAAUCUCAAGUAAAGUUAAGAACUCCAUGAGGGUGAUUUCAAGCAACUUAAAUUUGAAAGCUGUGUUUGCGCCAUCAACCAUUGGAACUAUUAUUGGAUUUGCGAUUGGUAUAAUCUCCCCAUUACGUCAUUUAUUUAUAGGUAGGGAUGCUCUGCUUAAUGUGGUAGAAGAAUCCACUUCCAUGUUGGGUGAGGCAGCCAUCCCUACACUGACCCUUAUAAUGGGUGCAAACCUACUUAAAGGUUUGAAAGGAUCAAGCGCUCCAUUGUGGACAGUUGUGGGAAUUGUAGCAGUAAAAUAUAUUUUCCUCCCACUUUUGGGUGUGGCAGUUGUGAAAGCAGCUAUACGUUUCAGUUUGGUGCCAUCAGAUCCUUUAUAUCAAUUUGUGCUUCUGCUUCAACAUGCACUUCCCCCAGCCAUGAACUUAGGGACAAUAGUUCAGUUGUUUGGAGCUGGAGAAAGUGAGUGUUCUGUUAUCCUGCUAUGGACAUAUGCUUUGGCGUCAAUUGCUGUUACUCUUUGGUCAACUUUCUUCAUGUGGCUGGUGUCUUGAUUUUGUAUACUAAUAUUAUUGUUGUUAUCAUAUUUAUUUAUUUUUUAUU